CAGUAAUGAAGUCGUUUGCAGCGACAUCUCGAACGCCCGGCAUCUUGUCAACGUUGGCUAUGGGCGUGGCUCAGCAGAUGCGACUCGUAAUCUCUCACGCUCGCCUGCGUUCCAAAAAAAAAGAAGGAUAUCAGAUCGAAGGCAUGUCACGUGCUUUCCAAACGCGGCAAGAAGCCAAAAAGAACAAGUGAGCGUGUUAAGCACCUCUCGGCCGGAUCGGUCGUCGCCGCCAAGGCAACGCUUGCUUGCCGUCACCUUCAUUUAACAUACGGAUAUCUGGGCUGGUCCCGACGAGAACCUAACCACCUAUAUCUCCAGGCUCGACGCCAACACUGCCAACUCGACUUCUUCACCAUAACAUAAUCAGCAUGCGGGUGACAUCGAUACUGUUCUUGCUAACGACUGCCGUCGUCGUUCAUUCUAUAGCUGUACCACAGGACACUCUCGAGCUAGCGAAGCGCUCGGCCGAAUGCUCCGAUGGACCUCGAUUCGAUGCAAAAUCACGCAGACGUCAAAAGGUCAAAGCUGCGAAGAAGACGACGAAGAAAUCGACCAAGAAGCCCAAGAAGCGGGCCAAGCCAGCAAAAAAGACGACCUCAAGUAAGAAAACCACUGCUAAGCCGACAACGACAGCAAAGUCAUCGAGCGUCACAAAGCCAGUUACUACCACCAGCAAGCCAGCGAGCACGACGACGUCUACGCCGCCUACAAGCACCUCCAAGCCAUUGACGAGCACGACAAAGUCGAGUAGCCCAGCUUCGGCAGUCUCUAGCACUAGCACAACGAAGCCGAGCUCAAGCACAAGCUCCACACAGUCAAGCUCAAGCACAAGCACCACAAAGACGAGCCCAAGCACCACAAAGACAAGCAGCACGACCUCUGCUUCGAGCACUGCCAUCCCCCUGGAUAGCUAUGGCAAUCCCGACUAUACUCGUGCUCCUGCACAGAUGCAAGCCGAAUUCCUCAAGACGACCAAUGCAUUCAGGGCCAAGUUCCAGGCAGCGCCACUGACCUGGAAUGCCGAUGCUGCGGCUUUCGCGCAGAGCUGGACCAAGCGAUGCGUCUUCCAGCACAGUGGUACCGACCUCUAUGGCGAGAACAUCGCCAGCGGGUACAUCAAUCCGACCGAAGUUGACACAGCGUGGGGUCAAGAUGAAGUCAAGUACUAUGACUAUUCGAAUCCAGGCUUCUCCGAUGCUGCUGGCCAUUUCACCCAGAUGGUCUGGCAAUCCACUACAUCAAUGGGCUGCGCUGUCACCUUCUGCAGCAACAUGGGCUACUUCUGGUCCUGCAAUUAUAGUCCGCCCGGAAAUUACGAUGGUGAAUUUGCAGAAAAUGUCCUUCCGCCCAAGUAAAUUACGCGUCGUUGCGUCAUGGCUGUACGAUCUGUCGUGCACUUCU
This is a messenger RNA of Mixia osmundae IAM 14324, 1401 nucleotides long. RefSeq lists its product as uncharacterized. The transcript is spliced from 4 exons. Gene Ontology annotation, cellular component: extracellular region. Bases 369 to 1355 code for a protein of 328 amino acids. Lineage: Eukaryota; Fungi; Basidiomycota; Mixiomycetes; Mixiales; Mixiaceae. The record is from RefSeq and is a predicted model, not a curated record.